AUGAGCGCUGAAGAGAGCUCGACGGUGUCGACCGCGUCGCUUUUGGCGGAUCAGCGAAAUAUGUUGGAGGGUAGCACGAGUGCCAACGCUGAAGUCAUUGCUGAAGUUGAAGGUGCAAAAAACGACUCGAAUAGGAUGCAGCGCAGGGCCUUGCGUGAGCAACAGCGUCUCCAUCGCAUCCAAGGCCGGUUGACUGACAUUAGUUUAAAUGACAUAGCGACUCUUAGAGAUGGAGGGUACGACUUUUUCAUUGAAAACACGAUAGUUUGUAUUCGGGGCUCAUGCUCGCAAUUUGACGCUCGUGAUGGGAGAACAAAAUUGAUGCCGCCACUGACCCAUGACUGCUGUCAAACUUUCUCCACGAUUGCCGCCGUCGUUCUUUCCUCCCUUGGAUUGGCAGUGACCAUGCAAGAGUGCAGCGAUGUCUCAACCGUGAAUUACCUGUUGUACAUUUCGGCCUGGUUGCAUCAAAUUUCAGCCCCGGUCUGGCCGCAGCGUAGGGCACGACCCACAGUUGGUGAUCUUAAUGCCGCUCUAAGACUUCGCGAGUUCUUCCCAAGUCGAGUAAAUGAGGGAGAAUUUGAGGUACUCUUUUA
Molecule: messenger RNA, 596 nt
Organism: Trypanosoma cruzi
Lineage: Eukaryota; Euglenozoa; Kinetoplastea; Trypanosomatida; Trypanosomatidae
Exons: 1
Source: RefSeq, a predicted model, not a curated record